Molecule: messenger RNA, 738 nt
Organism: Talaromyces proteolyticus
Lineage: Eukaryota; Fungi; Ascomycota; Eurotiomycetes; Eurotiales; Trichocomaceae
Exons: 2
Coding region: 1-738 (245 amino acids)
Source: RefSeq, a predicted model, not a curated record
AUGGUAUCAGUGAUCCAGCAACUGAAUGAGAUAUUGGAGAGAGGGCAAUACAUUGGAGAAAUUGAAGAAAAUGAUUUCAAAGAUCAGCUUCAAGGUGCUUUUCACAACAAGCUUGGUCAUUAUUACCAACUGUACCUUUUUGCAAUCACCUAUGUCCACACAACACAGGAGAUGCACUGGACAGUCCCACUCUUGAGGUUCUUCUCUGCCUUUGCUGAGGAGAGAUCCAAAAUCCGAUUUAUUUCGUCGAGGAAAAUGGUGCUCUACGGAAUUAGAAAUACAGCGUUCGAUAUUCCGCGCCGGCGCGGAAUAAUUGAAUACAUGUCCGAUGUUUUGCAAAACGUUGAGUCUCUUACCACCCAUUAUCCCGGACACGAAUCCUUCUACGACCCUGGGGCGUAUAGGCGAAUACAUACUCUCAGGUUAAAAGGUGGUGUAUUUGAAGGCAUGACUGGAGAGCCCAGGGCCGUUCUCGCCGUUUUUCGCAUAAUUUUAGCUGCUGAACUUUUUGUGCGAAUAAACCCCGGGGAGAAUGAUGACUUACUGAAAGACCUCAUAAAAGCGUGGUGGUGGAACGAAGGAGAGUUCGGGGAAAACUAUCCACUUUAUCUGGGGAAGUACUCAAUUGCGAAUUCAUUACAUUACCCCGGGGUUUUUGGAAAGCUACUGGACAACCUGGGACAUCUCCAUGCUGACAAAAAGGGUCGUUCUCGUGAAGAUCCACGAUUGAUUUUGUAA